AUGGGUUAUUGGAACAAGGCCCGUACAGCGUUCGCUGAGGAUCAAAACACCCAACGCUUUAGGUACUACGGCGGCAGAGCUGCUCGAGCCCUACCAUCUGCUUCACUCAAUUACCUGGUCGAGAAAGUGCCAGUUAUUUUCUGGCUACCCAAAUACAACCCUCGAUGGUUGCUCAACGAUGCACUUGCGGGCAUCACCAUCGGUGUCCUUUUGAUACCUCAAUCAUUGGCCUACGCGAAGAUUGCUACUAUCCCUGGGCAACAUGGCCUCUUCUCAAGCUGGCUUCCUAACUUUCUGUACUUCUUCAUGGGUACAUCCAAAGAUAUGUCCACUGGCCCCACCUCCCUCAUUGGUCUCCUGACGGCUGAAAUCAUCCGUGAUAUCGCAUCUGAAGGCUUCGCCCCGGAGGCCAUAGCAUCUGCUGUUGCUAUGUCGAUGGGAAUCUAUUGUUUGAUCGUCGGCUUAUUCAAACUGGGAUUCCUGCUAGAGUUUGUCUCUAUCCCGGUCCUACACGGUUUUAUCUCUGCUGCCGGUAUUGUCAUCAUGCUCGGCCAGAUUCCGUCACUGUUUGGUGUCAAAGUCGGGACGGGGACAGCAAAGAUCAUUCACGAUCUAUUUGCACAGAUACCUGACUUCAAAGGGCCCACAGUAGGUGUGGGUCUAGGAGGCAUUCUUCUUUUAGUCCUCAUGCAGAAGAUGGGACAACGAUGGGGCAAGAAGAACAAGAUUAUAUGGUUCGUCGCGCUUGCGCGCAGUGCCAUCGUCCUGAUUCUGUUCACUGGCAUCAGCUAUGGGAUCAACAAGAAUCGAGACGACGACCCGGUGUGGGAACUGAGCAAGGUCAAGUCAUCAGGAAUCGUCCAUCCUGCUAUGCCUCAGCCUAUACUCAUACAAAAGGUCUUUGCUCGCUCCGUCGCUCCCUUCCUUGCUGCUGCCAUUGAGCACCUCGCCAUUGCCAAAGGCUUUGCAAGAAAGAAUGACUAUGUCAUAGACCCUGCCCAAGAGCUGGUGUAUCUCGGAUUCGCCAAUUUCUUCAAUAGCUUCUUCUCGUCUAUGGGUGUUGGUGGUGCCAUGUCGCGCACUGCAGUCAACUCGGACACGGGCGUCAAGUCCCCAAUGUACGGCUUCAUUGCCGGUGGCUUCGUUAUUCUCGCUAUCUAUGAGCUUACUCCUGCUCUCUACUGGAUACCCAAGGCCACGCUUGCUGCCAUCAUUGUUACCGCCGUCUGGCACGUCGUCCUUCCACCCAGAGUCUUUUAUGGGUACUGGAAGACCUCCCUUGUCGACUUCAUUGCUUCUAUGCUUGCCUUCUGGGUCACACUCUUCGUUUCGACUGAGAUUGGCAUUGCUUCUGCCGUUGGUUUCAAUCUCGCAUUCCACAUUCUGUACACUGCCUUCCAGCACAUUACUCACGUCACCACUGUGGAAGACAAUAACCAAGUUGUCGAGAAGUAUCCGAUCAAGAGCAUUCCCCUAGACACCCAAGUAUUCCAACCCUCUCAAAGCGUCAUCUUCUCAAACGCGUUUCGCCUGAAGUCCCGAUGCUUCGACGUAGUGCAGACGUACAACUCAGGCUCCGUCGUGUCUCUCGAACUACAGCAGGCAAACCGCAACUGGAGCGUCUCAGGCGAGCGUCGAGUUCGCCAGCUACGCGCCAAGGUGGGCAUCGUAGACGAACCCCAUCAGAUAUCUUUCGUCGUACUGGAUUUCGCCAAAGUCGCUACCAUCGACACCACGGCGUUGAUCGCCCUUCAGGACCUCAGCAUCGACCUAGCCAAAUACGGCGGCAAAGAUCUUGAGUUGCGCUUUGUGAAUCUCAACACGCAGGUUCGUUUGAGGUUUGAGCGAUUUGGCUGGGUCCUAUAUGACUCCGCAAGUGUGACGACCUCCACGAGGGGCAGUCUGAAAGCCAACGUAGUCUACACUUCGCUCACUGAGGCACUUCUAGACCGCACUGAGGGCUCAGACUCACUUGAGAUAGGUCCAACUGAGAUCAAAGAGGUAGGCAGCGAGAAGGUUUAGGCUCCUCUACUGCUUGGUAUGAAUGAGUUUUUGGAUGUUAUGAUGACGAUAC
Aaosphaeria arxii CBS 175.79 is the source of this 2074-nucleotide messenger RNA. RefSeq names its product sulfate permease. Gene Ontology annotation, biological process: transmembrane transport. Gene Ontology annotation, cellular component: membrane. Lineage: Eukaryota; Fungi; Ascomycota; Dothideomycetes; Pleosporales. Bases 1 to 2022 code for a protein of 673 amino acids. The transcript is spliced from 2 exons. The record is from RefSeq and is a predicted model, not a curated record. Gene Ontology annotation, molecular function: sulfate transmembrane transporter activity.